Messenger RNA from Condylura cristata (star-nosed mole), 2082 nucleotides. RefSeq names its product ladinin 1 (gene LAD1). Bases 66 to 1667 code for a protein of 533 amino acids. Lineage: Eukaryota; Metazoa; Chordata; Mammalia; Eulipotyphla; Talpidae. The record is from RefSeq and is a predicted model, not a curated record. Gene Ontology annotation, molecular function: structural molecule activity. The transcript is spliced from 10 exons.
AGGCAGAGCGCCACGCACGCAGCAGCAGCGGCGGCGGCGGCGGCAGCAGCGCGGGCUCCGGCGGCAUGUCUAUCAGGAGGACAAACUGGUCCUCGCUGUCCAGACUGACCAGUCAGAGGUCUGUGGAGGACGAGGAGGAGGCGCAGCGAGAGCGCCGCAGACGGCAACGCCUAGAGAGCUCCGGCUCGGAAGAAGACAAGGCGUCCAGACCCACCCCGAAUGGAGACCAGCAGUCCCUACACAGGCUGCUGAGUGUGGAGGAAGAAGAGUCGCCCGCACCACUACCUGUAGCCUCCAAAAAUGAGGACCAGGGCAUCCAGCCCACCCCCCGGACUCGGGAGGAGCGGCAGCAGAGGCGACAGGUCGUGGAGGGGGCUCUGGCCCCUGUCCAUGAGCAGCUGGAGGCAGAGAAAGGUCACAGUAGUGCUGGCCUUGGGCAGGCCAAGCCCCAGCCCUGCAGCCCCAAGAAGGAGGUGGAGCCGCCCCCCAGACGCAGACUGAGCAGACUGAGCCUGGAGCGGAGGAGCCGGAGGGUCGAGGAGGAGGAGGAGCGCGAGGCCAGCACAGAGCCAGGGCAUGGCAAGCAGCGGGUCUCCGUGAAGGCCCUGUCUCCAGAGAACACCCCCGUCUCAGAGAAGUCCUCCAUCCCCGAGAGGACAUUGUCGCCUGAAAAGAGACUGGCCUUGGAGGAGACAUCCAAGAAGAGUCUGGCCCCUGAGAGAAUGUCUGUCAGGGAAAAGAUAGCAGUGUCGGAGAGCAGAGCCACCUCAGAGGAAAAACCGGCUGCAGAUAAACCAAGUGUGGCACAGAAGCUGCCGGCCCCGGGAAAGACCCCAGGCGCAGACAGGAGCUCAGUGUCCAAGAAGGCGCAGAUCUUUGAGAAGCCACUGGAGGCACAGAAGACCCCUGCCACGGGGACAAAGCUGACCCUGAGGCGGGUGGGGCAGCCCCAGGCCCCGGAGCAGGCAGGCUCUGGGGGGAGCCCCGCUGCCAGCAAGCAGAGAGGACGGGGCCUCCCUGAGGAGAAGCCCCCUCAUUCAGCAGAGGAGAGCGAGCAGGCCCCCUCUCCGUCCCCCACCGUGUGUUCCCCACUCAGGCCCGUCACAUUGCAGGUGAAAAUCUCCAACCAGCAAAAAGAAGACAUGUCCUCACCCACCCAGGCCACCCACAGCAACUUCAUUGAAUGCUCCAGCCCUAGGACCAACUUCUUUCCCAAAACCUGCACGGAAGAUAACAAAGAACAACCUGAUACCCAAAGUGCCAGCGGGAAGAUUCCAUCUCGCAGGGACAGCUUCAAGGACCCAGCCCCCAGUACCAGUUCGAGAGGCCUAACCCGCAGUGCCAGCAUGAAGUUAGAGGACAAGCUGAAGCAGUAUCACUCGGCUAUAAAGAGAACAGAAUCUGUCAAGUCUCCCCGCACAGAGGUCAAUGUGCCUCUCUCCAGCGUGGCCAGCAAGCGCAACUUCUUUGAGAAGGAGAUAAGCGGGCAGAGCCGAGCAGAGCGAGUCUCCAGCAUGAAGGAGAGCUUGAAACUCUCAGGGGUGGUGACUGCAAAGGUCAACCUGUGGAGCAUCAGGACCCAGGAGUCUGUCGUGGAGGACCGCCAGGAGGUGCGGAAAGCUCCAGCAUCCAUGACGGCAGAGUCCUUCCUGGAUGUUGAGGUGUGACGAGCGGACCCUCACAGACAGACAUGCCACGCUGCGCCCAGGGGACCUUCCUCCUGCCAGGGUCCUGCCUCCUGCCUCCGUCCCCACCUCUCAUUGUCCCUGCUCUUCUGCCUCCGCUUGACACCAGGAAAGUUGGGGAGCUGCUCCCCAGCCCAGCUUCUAGAGGCACAUGUGUCCUGCCCUCAGGCUUCCGCCCUGGAGAUCAUGGGACCCCACGUCUCCCGGGGUAUGUCCCUGGGUGUCUUUCCAGAGAACACCCCUACUUCUGGCUCACAUCCAAGGCCAGGGUGGAGCUGACCCCAUCUCCAAGGUCCUGUCUGAUCUAUUCCCAGCAGUUGCCUCCGCGUGCCUCUGACGUCCGUCUUCCCUGAAGCCUCCAGCCAGGUCCCUGGGCUGCUCCAGCCCACAGAGGCGC